Phycomyces blakesleeanus NRRL 1555(-) is the source of this 1026-nucleotide messenger RNA. RefSeq lists its product as hypothetical. Gene Ontology annotation, biological process: mitochondrion organization. Gene Ontology annotation, cellular component: SAM complex. The coding region runs from base 1 to 1026 and encodes 341 amino acids. Lineage: Eukaryota; Fungi; Mucoromycota; Mucoromycetes; Mucorales; Phycomycetaceae. The record is from RefSeq and is a predicted model, not a curated record. The transcript has 6 exons.
AUGUCUAGUGUACAGCUAUACGUUUGGUCUCCUGCUCUCGAUGCACCUUCGAUUGACCCAAAAUGCAUUGUCGCCGAAGCCUAUCUUCGAAUGCUCAACAAACCAUAUACAGUUGUUCAUUCCAACGAUCCACAGACAAGUCCCACCGGUGAAUUACCCUUGUUGAAGGAUGGUGCAGUGUGGAUUGCAGGUCUUGAUCGCAUCAUUGCUCAUCUUACCAAAAAGGGAAUCAAUGGCAAUUCGAACCUGAAUCCCGAACAAAAAGCCGAUUCACUUGCAUAUAAUUCCUUGGUUCAAGAGAAACUAUACGACAUCAUGCUAUUUACUUGGUAUGCAGACAUGACAAACUUUGUCAAAUCAAUUAGACCCAUCUAUGGCCAAAUUCUCUCGUUUCCUUCGCGUUACCUUGUUCCAAUUCAACUGAAAAAGAAUGCCCAGGCACGUCUCGCCAAAUAUAACAUCGAGAUUAUCGGAGACGAUGUUGAAUUACCACAAAAUGAAGUCGAGGAAAUGAAGGAACUUCAACGUACAGGAUGGCACCAUAUGUAUCAAUUAGCAAGGGAUACUUAUGGUACAUUGGACAAAAAGUUGGGUGACCAAAAGUAUAUGUUUGGUGAUGAGCCAUCCACUCUGGAUUGUGUCGUAUUUGGAUACCUUGCCCUUCACCUCUAUCCAAACCUUGCCCACCGUCGACUACAACACAUUCUUAAGCAAGAAUAUCCCCGCCUUGCUCAAUAUUGCGAUCGCUUCAAGGACACGUAUUUUGCUGAAGACCAGACACUGUCUAGUCCUGCUGCAGAUAUCCCCUCUACCUGGAGUACUCUGUUGUCCAACCCACGCAGCUUCUUCUCUGUCGUCAAGGACGAAUUCAAGCCAGAAGACUUGUCACAGAACAAGGAGAAGAAGAAGUCGGAUGAAGAAAUCGAUUUCGAGCGUAAAAGAGUGUGGUCUAUUGCUGGAGGUGUCACUUUCUUGUUUGCAUAUGUAAUUUUUAACGGUAUAGUCAGUGUCGAAUUAGAAGAUUAA